Messenger RNA from Chenopodium quinoa (quinoa), 1992 nucleotides. RefSeq names its product protein SLOW GREEN 1, chloroplastic-like. The record is from RefSeq and is a predicted model, not a curated record. Gene Ontology annotation, molecular function: protein binding. Bases 566 to 1621 code for a protein of 351 amino acids. The transcript is spliced from 5 exons. NCBI's taxonomy places the organism in Eukaryota, Viridiplantae, Streptophyta, Magnoliopsida, Caryophyllales, Amaranthaceae.
AAUCGUUGGUUUGAGUGAAAAUAUUAAGACAACGACGAAUGUUUGGGUUGGUUUGGAGUUCAAGGAGCUUCGACGACGACGAAACGAAGACAGUGACGACAAUCUGGCUUGGAGCUUCGAGGAGAUCUGGACGGAGACGACGAACCUGAUGGCGGCGGAAGACCUAGCUCGACCAUUGAUGGUUAGAGAGAGAAAGUUAGGAAGAGAAAAUGGAGGAAGGUAGAGGAGAGAGAGGAGAGAAAGAGAGGAGAGAGAAAAUAUAAAAAAAAAUACUACAUAUAAAAAAUAUGGCUGACCGUACGGUACAACCAACCGCAUAUAAAACUUUGUGAUUAUAAUUUCCUUCUCCCCUUAAUAAUUCAAUUCACUUUAAUAAAUCCAACAAAGUUUUAAUUUCCUAUAUUUCCAAACCCCCAAACGUGGUGGAAUGACACAUUUUGAAACCUUUACUAAAAAAAUUGCGUAGCGUCAGUUCUCCCAAGGGUUGAAGACUUGAAUAUCGUUUCGACUCCAUGGAUAUCGUCUUCCAUUUCUCAAUGUAGUUCCACCUUCUUCUGGUUCGAAAAUGGCGUUUUUGUCAACAAAUACUUUCACUCUCAAUUCAUUCACCAACAUCCCCUGCUCCAAAUUAUCGUCCUACAACGUCCGAAUUUCUAAAACUAGCAAUCCAAAUUCUGUAACAUUCCCCAGAAAUCAAUCACUCACCACUGCAUGUAACCCUAAAAACAACCCCCAAUCUCCAAACCCCACAAAUUUAAUCACUCAUUUUCUCUCAACCCACAAAAAAAUCCCCAAAACCUUGACUGAAAAUGCUGUGAAAUUGCUUGUUGGGUCCUUAAUUUUGAUGGGUUCUCUUAGUUUUAGUUCACCAGUUAGCGCAGUUCAAGUUCAAAGUGGUGUAAAUUUAGAGGAAGAGAAAGAAACCCAGAAAGAAAAUGCUGAAGAUGAAGAAAAAUUUGAGAAGUUAUUGGAGCAAGAACCCAGAAACGUGGAAGUCUUGAAGGUGGUUGUGAAUUUGAAGAUGAGAAAAGGGAAGACUAAAAAGGCUGUUAAAUAUGUUGAGAGGUUGAUUGAUAUUGAGCCUGAACAAGUUGAAUGGAGGCUUUUGCAAGCUCUUUGUUGUGAAAUGAUGGGGCAAUUGAGUACAGCUAAGAGAUUGUUUAAAGAAAUUCUUAAGGAAAACCCACUUUUGCUUAGAGCUUUGCAUGGUUUGGCAAUGGUGAUGCAUAAGAACCAUGAGGAGGCAGCAGUUUUUGAUAUGUUGAACGAAGCUCUUAAACUUGCUGUUCAUAAAAAAAGGGUUGCUGAAGAGAGAAAUAUCAAGAUUUUGAUUGCACAAAUGCAUCUAGUAAAGGGGAAUUUUGAUGAAGCUUUGAAGAAGUACGGAGAUCUAAUUGCUGAAAAUCCUCGAGACUUUCGACCUUACUUGUGCCAGGGAAUCAUUUACAGCUUACUGGACAAAAAGAAGGAAGCUGAUGAACAGUUUGAGAUUUACAGAAAUCUUGUUCCAGAAGAAUUCCCACAAAGAGGAUUCCUUGAAGAUGUUGUAAUGGCAGCAAAAACAGAAUCGAGGGAACAGCUACAGAAGGAGUUUAACUCUCAGUUUUCAUAUAAGAGAUAACUAAGUUUUGAAUUUGUGGUCCCUGGCUGAGUUGAUGAACCCCUUUGCUAAGAAGAUCCUGUCUUAGGCAAUUUAUGGAGGCUGGAAGCUCUUUAUUUUUCGAUAAAUGACCUGAAAGUCACCAGGAACCACAAGCUAACCUCACUAUCCCUUGCGUACAAUGGCAUUGUGUGUACAUAUAAUUUUCACUUGGUAAACUGAAAGUGUUGGCUGAUCUAUUUAGAAGUGUUUUUUAAACAUCAAGCUCCUUUUUCUGGCUGAUAAUCUUGUAGACACUAGCCUGUGCAUGGAUUCUUGUGCUGCAAAAUGUUAGAAAAUUUUGUUUUAUUAUUCUUGGAAAUGAUAUUUGGUGGUUGAAAGUUAAAACUGUU